AUGGGUUCAGAAAUAUUGGAUGAGAAGACGGAACAGAACGGACCAUUGUUAUCGCCAGAGGAAUACGAAAACGACAUCAGCGACAGUGAGAGUGUGCACAGUGAAGAGAUGGCCGUCGCGCCCUCAGCUGUGUCAUCGCUGCAUCCUGCAUUCUUUAUAGCGCUAUGGAUCGGUAUGAGCUCUCUAGUCAUCCUCUUCAACAAAUGGAUCCUACACAAUGCCGACUUCAAAUACCCCAUCUUCCUCACCUCAUGGCAUAUGUUCUCGUCUGCUCUGGUGACUCAGAUCAUGGCCCGCUAUACUGGAUACCUCAACUCCCGCCAUGAAGUCCCCAUGACGAAACGAACGUACCUGCGCGCCAUCGUUCCCAUCGGGCUGUUGUUCUCGCUAUCCUUGGUUUGCGGCAACGUCACCUAUCUAUACCUCAGCGUCAGUUUCGUACAGAUGCUCAAGGCCGCAGCACCUAUUGCCGUCCUCCUCGCUACCUGGAUGUUCCGCCUCUCCGAACCUUCCCUCACCGCCUUUGGAAACAUUUGUAUUAUUGUCGUGGGUGUGGUUAUUGCUUCUCUGGGAGAGGUCCAGUUCAACAUUCUAGGCGUCGGAUACCAACUCGCAGGCAUUGUUUUUGAAGCCACUCGCCUGGUCAUGAUUCAGAGACUCUUGUCUGCGGAAUUCAAGAUGGAUCCUCUGGUUUCGCUAUACUACUUUGCGCCUGUGUGUGCUAUUACAAACGGCAUACUGGCACUGGUGUUCGAGGCCUCACGCAUGACCUGGGCGGAUUUCGAGCGCGUGGGUAUAUUCAUGCUCCUCCUGAAUGCAGCAGCGGCUUUCCUCCUCAACUUUGCCUCUUUGCUUUUGGUACGUUUAUUCCCAGAACAAGCUCGCGCCUUUGGCAAUGCAAGAAUCAGAAGUGGUGCACCUGCCUUCCGCGGAUACUACGGACAGGCCAUCAACAGAUUCUCGGAAUACAGAAGACCGAGCGAAGCGGAUCCUGUUUCUGCUGUCGAAGCGCAGGAGGUCGUCAUGACGACAAGGAGAAGUGAGGAAGAAGUCAAGAGCCCUGGGAUUGUGAACAUCAAGAGUGCUUGA
This is a messenger RNA of Aureobasidium vineae, 1089 nucleotides long. NCBI's taxonomy places the organism in Eukaryota, Fungi, Ascomycota, Dothideomycetes, Dothideales, Saccotheciaceae. The record is from the annotation of a GenBank genome assembly.